Molecule: messenger RNA, 1750 nt
Organism: Fragaria vesca subsp. vesca
Lineage: Eukaryota; Viridiplantae; Streptophyta; Magnoliopsida; Rosales; Rosaceae
Product: F-box protein At5g07610-like
Exons: 3
Coding region: 288-1553 (421 amino acids)
Molecular function (GO): protein binding
Source: RefSeq, a predicted model, not a curated record
AUAGCAUUUCGUUUCUUCUUCCAGCUCUGUUUUGAGGGUUUUCCCCUUUCUCGUUUACAAACCCGAAUUCAUUGACUCUUGUCAAUCUCUGCUACCUUCUUUUUUAAGCGUUUACAGUAGAUGUUGUUGGACCACAGAGAAAACAAUUUCUGAAGGUCUUCACAGAACAGGAAUAGACACUUGAAAAACCUCUGAAUUGUGAAACUGGGGACUGGGAGGAGACAAGGGAAGACCUGCCAGAAGAUGUAAUAUUAUUGAUGAAAUCAAAAACUCUUCUAGUGUAAGUGAUGUCAGUCUCAUCAUCAGCCACAGAUGUUGCCAACAACGAAGAUCUUCUAUCGCAAAUUCUUGUUCGAUUACCCCCAAAAUCCCUCCUGUGCUUCAAAUCUGUGUCCAAGCAGUGGCUUUCUCUCAUUUCCAGCCCCCAAUUCAUUGUCACCCACAUCCUCUGCCGAGGCAGCGCAUCCCCUUCUGGCCUACUCCUAAACAAUGACUACUUGCAUACUCCGGAGUUCCACUAUGUUCCUCUGACACACUCUAAUCCCUCUCAAACUUCCCCUCCAUAUCUGAGCUAUCUUGGCGCCCCACGCAUCAAGAUCCUACAGUCUUGUAAUGGUUUGCUCUUGUGUUCUUCUGCCUACCAAAAAAAUGAUCCAAAUUAUGAACUCAAAUACUUUGAUGACUUCACGCAGACAGAGGAUGAUGUUCUCUUGCCAGACAUAUGGCAUGUUAUCCCAACAAUCUCAAACUCCUGCAUUCAAACAAGAAUCCAUUAUUCUGGUUUUAGAUUCUAUGUUUGCAAUCCCACCACCAAGCAGUUCAAUACCCUUUCUUUUCCUUUCUUUCAGUACCACAUACUUGCUCUUAAUCUGGCUUUUGAUCCUUUGCAUUCACCCUACUACAAAAUAUUGUGUAUACUCAAGAAGAAUCUGGAUACUUUUAUAAUUCACCUGUAUAAUUCCGAGACAAAAACUUGGAACCCAUCUUCGGUAUCUUUUAAUGCACCCUGGGAAAUAUCCUUCCGUGAACCUGUGUUUUGUAGGCGUGCAAUUCACUGGUAUAGUGACCGGCAGACUUCUCUUUACUAUGAUGUGGAUAAGGAGUGCUUGAACCCAAUGCCUAUGCCCCCGUCUUCGACUUAUGGAACUGUCAAUUAUUUUGGGGAGUCUGGAGGCCAUCUGCAUCUGAUAAUGUCCUAUGUGCUAGAACUCGAUGUGUUUGAGUUACAGAAAGAUUAUUCUGCAUGGUCAGUGAGGUAUCAUAUCAAUCUUGAAGCCAUAAGAGUUUCACUCUAUGGUAUGUGUGGCUUUUCCAGCAACGAAUUCAUUGCUUCAGUACUGAGAAUUACUCGUGGUGAAAAGGAAGAGGAAUCAGAGGCGGUGGUAUUUAUGUUUGGUGUGGAAGGUAUUAUGGUUGUCUCUUACAAUUUGAGUGAUGGGACACAUAGAAGACAUACAGGUUUGGUUCCUUCUCGGGGAGAUGUUCAUGAUUUCAAGCUGCUCCAUUCCUAUAGAGACACCUUUCCAUUCAUAGAGACUCUGUCUCCUAUAUAAAGCACAUAUAUUCUUUGGAGCUCUUUUUCUUCAGUAUGUAAUCGUGUUCAGCUUGAUCAAUUUGAGAGUUGGCUUUUGCCAGAGUAUUGAACCAAAGAUUGUUCAGCAUGAUUCAUUCGUACAACUUCAAUGGUUUGAGGUACACUGAAGAGUGUUUUGGGAUGAUAAAUGAAAUUAAUCCUUUGUGAUAAGUUGAU